AUGGAGAUUCAGACUAACCACGCUUCUUCCCUCUCGAGUGUCGAUCGAUCCAAGUUUGUUUGCUUUGGUCAGGGGCGUAGCAAAGACAUUCCCCAAAAGCUCGUUCAUGAGGCAUUCAGCAAGAUCGCUGCAGAAAACCCGUCGGCUGUUGCGGUCGAACACGAUGGACAGCAGAUUACUUAUCAAGAGCUCGACUUGGCGUCGACCAAUCUCUGUCGGAAACUCAUUAGUCUCGGUCUAUACCCUCGAAAUCGCGUGGUGUUGCUGGUUCAACGCUCGAUACCGAUGAUUGUGGCAAUCUUUGCUGUUCUCAAGAGUGGCUGUCAGUAUGUGCCUAUGGAUGGGGGUGUCGCUUCGGAUACAGCUCUAGCACACGUCCUGUCAGAGGCAGAACCACCCAUCAUUCUAUGUCUCGACAGAUAUUCGCAGAGAGCCCGACAAUUUGCUCUGCCAGAGACACGCGUUUUGUCACUUGAAGACUCUUGGACAACUUCGACCGACUUUGAUGUAGAAAGCGGUCGAAUCGUCGCCGUUGAUCCCGACGACGGUACCUAUGUCAUCUACACUUCAGGUACAUCCUCCCUUCAACCUCAAUCGCACAUUAUCGGCUAA
Molecule: messenger RNA, 612 nt
Organism: Bacidia gigantensis
Lineage: Eukaryota; Fungi; Ascomycota; Lecanoromycetes; Lecanorales; Ramalinaceae
Exons: 1
Coding region: 1-612 (203 amino acids)
Biological process (GO): amino acid activation for nonribosomal peptide biosynthetic process; secondary metabolite biosynthetic process
Cellular component (GO): cytoplasm
Molecular function (GO): phosphopantetheine binding
Source: RefSeq, a predicted model, not a curated record